Molecule: messenger RNA, 3843 nt
Organism: Anopheles coustani
Lineage: Eukaryota; Metazoa; Arthropoda; Insecta; Diptera; Culicidae
Product: dynein axonemal intermediate chain 3-like
Exons: 3
Coding region: 1-3558 (1185 amino acids)
Biological process (GO): cilium movement involved in cell motility; inner dynein arm assembly
Cellular component (GO): inner dynein arm
Molecular function (GO): dynein heavy chain binding; dynein light chain binding
Source: RefSeq, a predicted model, not a curated record
AUGGCUCACGCAAAGGGCAACAAUGUGCCGGAUGCAAAGGAUGGACACCGACAAACGUUCGAGUGCUCGGAGGACGAGGAGGUGUCGAUGAUAUUCGGGUUCGAGGAGAACGACGCGCGGCAGAAGCUGAACAGCUUCCCGAAGUGCUCGCGCCUUGUGAUCAGUCCCGAUUUGCAAGCGGAGCUGGGCAUGGAGAUCGGCAGCGCGGUGAGCGUGGAGCACCCGUGGCGGGAGAUCAAGAAGGAAGUGCUGGAGGAGCACCUGCCGGGCAAGACGAAGGUGCAGCGGGUGCUGAAGGACAGGCUGCGCGACCUGGAGCCGGGCCGGCUGGUGCUGAUGGGCUACCUGGCCGACCAGAGCACCGAGGAGGAGAACGUGUUCGCCGUGUUCACCGACCAGCGGGAGACGCGGGAGGCGCGCGAGCUGAUCCGCCGGCUCGAGCUGGUGGAGCGGCUGUGGGCGGCGGCCGCGAUGCGGAAGAAGGCCCGCCGCUGGCAGUCGCGCGACAGCGAGCGGGACGUCGAGAACUUCAUCCCCAAGCAGCGCACCAACGUGGUGAACGUCGAGUCGCAGAGCAUCUUUCCGGCGCAGCGGGCCGGCUCGUGCCGCUUCCGGCUGCGGCUGGUGGGGGACGCGCGGGACGGCUACGUGGCGCUCGUGCCGAAGGGCGCGUUCCGCAACAUCGUGCGCAAGUCGAUCGACUUCGGCGUGCAGCUGCGCCCGCAGAAGGUGCACAAGUUCCAGCAGACCGAUCCCACCUUCCCGACCAACGCCUGGUCGCAGUACCUGUACGAGAUCGGCCACGAGCAGCGCACGGCAACCGCGUCGACCCAGCUCGGCACCGGACCGGCAGCGUCGAGUGGUGCGCCGCAGCAGGACAAGCAGGGCCGGGCCGGGACGCAGGCCAGUGACCACGCGGUGCAGCUGCUCGACACGCUCGAGUUCAACCAGAUCGACAUGUACCGGAACGACUAUCCGAUCAUCUCGCGGCGCAAAGCGAUCGCCAAGUACGAGACGCCGCUCGUCGGCGAGACGAUGUGCUUCAUGGAGCGGGCCACCUGCGCCAACCGGCACGUGUCCGCCAUCGAGUGGCACCCGACGCUGGCCGGCUCGUUCGUGGCCGCCUACGUGCGCCACAUCCCGAGCGUGCUGGCGGCGGGAGCCGCGAGUGGGCGCACCGACGAGGACACCGUCAACCGGCUGGUGUUCGAGAAGUGCCCGGUGCUGGCGUGGAACUUCGACGAGUCGCUCGUCCCCAAGCUGUGGUUCGACUCGCCGCGCGAGGUGACGGCGCUGUCCUUCUGCCCGUACGACGAGCGGCUGCUCGUGGGCGGGCUGGCCAGCGGACAGCUGGCCAUCUGGGAGCUGACGGACGCCCAGCUGGAGCACGCGGGUCCACGCGCCCCGGAGCGCGACGCCAGGGCGGCGGGGCUCAAUCACCACCACCACCACCACCACCACCACCACCAUCAUCACCAUCACCAUCAACACCAGUCGUACCGGAGUGAGAUCAAGGCGCUGCUGGGUAAUGCGACGCCCGGCUCGCGUCUCGCACGCGCGGCUCCGGGCGGCGCCCACCAGCCGCAGCCGGCCACCGGAGGGACACCGGAGGGGCCGUGGCACGUGCGCCCGGUUGCCAUCAGCGCCCUCGAGCGGUCGGCACGCAAACCGAUCACCGUGAUCCGCUGGCUGCCGCCGAGCUACCACUGCGCCCCGACAGGCCAGCUGCGCGUGAAGGGGCCGGAGGAGAAGCGGGGCCGCGUCCUGCUGACGGGCGCGCUGGACGGCAGCGUCUGCCUCUGGGACCUGGACCAGUCCGUGUCGCAGGUGUCGCAGACACACGAGGACAAGGACAAGGGCGACGCCGAAGGCGAACCCAUCGGCACGGGGAGUGCGGCACGCGAGCGGGGCGAGGGCGGCACGCGGGCGACCGGCAUGGCCUGCCUGAACAACGUGCUGCAGCCAACGUUUCGCGUCCGCUGCGAGACGCCCAUCGUGGCGCUCGCGCUCGACGAACCACCGGCAACCGGAUGUCGCAUGGCGUUCGUCUUCGGCACGCUGCUGGGCGGCCUCUGCUGGGGCAAGUGGGAUGGGUACGAGUUCGAUCAGGGUGCGACCGUCAACGAGGAGCCGGUCCGCGAGCUGGACACGUUCGCGCCGGUCCACGACGGGCCGCUGGUGGCGAUCGCGCGCAACACCUUCGUGCCGGAGGUGCUGCUGACCGCCGGCGGCACCGUGCUCGCCCUCUGGACGGCCGACUGCCACCAGUCGCCGGUCUUCUGGCGCUGCAAGCCGGCCAUCGUGACCGCCUGCGCCUGGAGCCUCGACCGUCCGUCCGUGUUCUUUGUCGGGCUGGCCAACGGCGACUUCGAGAUCUGGGACCUGCAAAUAAACACGUCGACCGCCUGCGUAGCACUCAACCUCGGCGCAAAUAUCCUGUCAAUCAUCACGCAGCAGCAGCAGCAGCAGCAACAACAGCGGGGCAGCGUGCAGCGACACCUGGCAGUCGCGGACGGAAACUGCAACGUGCGGCUGCUCAGCAUCCCGGCGGCCUUCGGUGAGCCGCGCCCGAGCGAACGGCGGCGCUUCCGGCAGCUGAUCCGGGCGGAGCUGGCGCGCAAGCACGAGCAGCAGGCCUGGGUGCAGCGCUACUACGAGCAGAACCGCGAGCAGAUCGAGGCGAGGCUGCGCGCCGAGCGGGAGGCUCGCGAGCUGGCCGAGCGGCUCGAGGUGGAGAAGCAGGAGCAUGACGACUUCCUGCGCCGGCAGGCGCUCGAGGAGGCGAAGAAGAAGGCGCUGCGGGACGCGGAGAAGCGCGUGGACCUAAGCAGGCGGCUCGAGUGUCGGUGGCGCUCGCGCUAUUACCGUGCGCUCAUCCGCACGAUGAUGGCCCGGCGCCACCUGAGCCCGGAGCUGCUCGCCAAGCAGAUGCACCCGGAGCGGGAGCGGCGCCGGUACGACGUGCGCAAGCGGGCCACCAUCGGCGAGAGCGUGGCGGCGGCGCCGGACGACUACCGGCGCGUCCAGCGCACGCUGGGGCCGCCGGGACAGGCCGGAUCCGCCGAAGGACACGGUACGGUGGAGGACGGUGCCGGCGGGGGGCAGGAGCGGGCGCGGCUGCGGGAGACGGUGCGGGCGCGCUUCCGGGAGGAGCUGGCCGACUACCCGCGCGUCAGCUGGGAGGCGAAGGAGGUGCUGCGUGUGUUCCAGCUGCCGCUCGACCUCGACAACUUCGCGAGCAUCGUGGCGAAGGGGCGGGCGCGCCGCCAGCUCGUCCUCUCCGACGACCACGGCAACAUGGAGCACCUGCAGGCGUACCUGGCGAAGCAGGCGGCCCGCGGGUCCGGCGGCGUUCGGGUGAACGGACUCGGGCCGGCCACCGGCGACGACACCGAAAGCACCGUUACUAACGGCAGUCCGGACGUUCCGGGAACCCGGGCCACGGUCGGCCUGCAGAGGGCGCGCUCGGUCACGUUCAUCGACGACGUGCCGGACGUGGGCCGCGAGAAGGCGACCGCGAUGGCGACGGCGACGGCUGGCACGGAGCAGCAGAGCUAAUCGAUCAACGCCGACCAACGGUACACAUCGGGCGAUUGGGGCUACCACUCAGGUCCCGUUACAUCGCCCGCGGGACACUCAGUAUGGGCGGCACGCCUCAAUUCCAGACUAUUUCGGCUGUCCGAGCCGUAUGACGUAAGGAACGAACGCCGACAACGGCGGUAUGUAGGUCGCAGGAGAAAACUUCGGGCAAAAGGUACACCGCUGUCGCUAUUCUUCCACGUACACAGACCACGAACCAAUUAAUCCAACAAGUUUAGCUAUAGCCGCAAAGCACACGUCAGU